This is a messenger RNA of Cylindrotheca closterium, 3183 nucleotides long. NCBI's taxonomy places the organism in Eukaryota, Bacillariophyta, Bacillariophyceae, Bacillariales, Bacillariaceae. The record is from the annotation of a GenBank genome assembly.
AUGUGCAAUGGAUCAAACUCCAAAGGGAGUGAAUCAUCUCGAACCUCCAAAACGCAGAAAUCAAGCGAUGCAAGUAAAGGAAGCCAUCAAGCGAGUCGCACCACCGCCAAUUCGCAAUCAAGCAAACAAAAACAAAAUGAGCUCGGGAUAAAAAUGGCUCAGCUCGGAUUGUUUGGGCGGAACAGCGAGAUCAAGGUCAUCCGUAAGUGUCUCGAUGACGUUGUGGCGACUGGUAAGAACAAGCUCCUCUGUAUUUCGGGUCUCUCCGGCACUGGAAAGACAGCGCUUGCAGCCACCGUGGCCAAUGCAGUUGCCAAAAAGAAGGGAAUCUUUUCCAUGGGGAAGUUCGACCAAAAGCUCCGAGGUGAACCAUACGCUGGUAUCGCUGCGGCUGGAAGACACAUCUGUGGAGAAAUUCUACAUCUCAAGCAUUCAAACGAACAUAUGGGCUCUCUGUCGUUUGAAGGCAUUCAAGAGACGAUCAUCAAAGAACUUGGACCUGAAUUGGCGACACUUGUCCUCAUCCUGCCUGAAAUCGAGGAUAUCGUUGGCACCUCUUCGGAAUUUCUUGCCCAGGAUGAUGGACAGGGCGGAAACAACGGUGGGAACAAGGAACGUUUGAAUGGUGCCAUCCGAACUUUUUUUCGUACCGUAGCUUCCUUUUUCAAGCCACUUGUCAUGGUAUUGGAUGAUAUUCAGUGGGCCGAUCUACCAUCCAUCGAUCUGAUGGAAGUAUUGAUGACAGAUAAUCUCAGCACCAAUUUUAUGCUCAUUGCUCUGUACAGAUCAAACGAAGUCGACGACACCCACAUCGUGAGCAAGUUCAUCCGAACUCUUGAUGAGAAAGAGGACGAGUACGACUACGACACCACAAAGAUCGAGGUUGGAGACCUGAAAGUCGAACAAAUCGAAGAGAUCUUGGCUAAUCUUUUACACAUUCCGAGCUAUCGAACGUCCGACUUGGCUGAGAUCGUCCAUCGAAGGACAGGAGGGAAUGCUUUCUUUGUUAUUAACUUCAUUGAUAUGCUCAGCAAUGAAAAACUUAUUGCAUACUCGAGAGCCGAAAAAAGCUGGGUAUGGGAUGAAAACCAAAUUGAACUUGAAACGAUUGCCACCGACAAUGUUGUCAGUCUCCUGAAAGAGAAAAUGAAGAGCUUGCCCUCCAAGAUGCAAGAAAUUCUUCAACUAGCAGCAUGUCUCGGAGCAAGCUUUCGAGAGGAGUUUCUAUCAAAAGUGGUCAAGGAUUACUUCAAAGAAAGUCCUAUGAAACCAAGCGAGCUUUCAGAAUGGUUAACCAAAGCUGUCACUCAAGGCUUUCUUAAUAUCGAUAGCGUGGGUUACAAAUGGGUUCACGAUAAGGUUCAAGAGGCAGCUCUUUUCAUCACAAGCGAACAGGAUCUUCAAACGAUGAGGUACGAGGUCGGUACUAUUCUUCGUCGACGACUAUCAAGACAAGAGCUGGACAAGACCUUGUUUGUCGUGGUGAAUUUGUUGAAUAUCGGUAUUGGAGGUUCCAUGUCUUUGGCUGUUGCUACGUCGCUAGCGGAACUGAACUUUCGAGCGGCGAGAAGAGCCAUGCGACUAUCAGGGUUCGAGAUUGCAUCCAAUUACGCAGGUGUCGGCAUUGGUUUGCUCCCACAAGACUGCUGGCAAUCGCACCAUGAUUUGACUCUAAAGCUCUACGCCCUGGCCACGAAUGCGUACGGUGUGCUGGGGAAUGUUGAGACUAUGCAAGUCAUGUAUGAUGAAGUGUUGAAUCAGCCGAAUCUUUCACUCGAGGAGAGGUUUCCUUUGUAUGUAUCAAUGAUUGAGUCCCUGUCAGGGCGGGAUGUACAAGCCGCAAAAGAUCUAUGCUAUGAUGUACUUGAGCAAUUCAACCACCCCCUUUUGAGAGGAGGAAGGAAACUUGCGAUUUACACUCGUCUGAAUCUCAUCAAGAAGUACGACAAGAAUCUCGAUCCAAAUCUUGCAUCGACUCUUCCUGAAAUGACCGAUAAAACUGCUCUUGCUGUCAUGAAAGUACUAUCAACACUAUUGGUGUUGGUGUAUGUAAGCGACAAAAGAGAGCUUCCCCAGGUUACUUUGAAGAUGGUGGCCCUUGUCAACGAAUUCGGAGUGUGCGAUGAGGCUGCCAAUGGAUAUGCUUAUCGCGGAGGCAUGGCAAGCAAUUUGAAGGUAAUCGAUGCCUAUGCCAAGUUUACUCAGACGGUCAUGGAACGUUCAAAGGAUCGCUACUCGAAGGCUGCAACAAAGAUGUACUUAGGUUGCCUCCAGAGUUUCACUCAUGACAUUCGAUCGGUCCAAAAGGGCUACUACGAAAACUAUCAUUAUAGUUCGCAAGUUGGAGAUAUCCAAAUGUCUCUUUACUCAUUCAUGAUGGUUCUCUAUUAUGAACUUGUCAGUGGAAGAUCCCUCAGAGCAGCUGCGGACGAAACAAGAGAAACCAUUCGAAACAUCAAGUCGAUGAAUCGUGGAUGGCAAGUCCAUCUUAUGUCCAUAAUGUUUCAAGUCAUCUUGAACAUGCAAGGACAGUCCGAAGACCCCCUUGUUUUGAAAGGAGAAGCAAUAGAUGAGGCAUUGCUUGAUCCAGAGGCAUCUGGCGGAUUGGACUAUACCUUGCUACAUGGUUUCAAAGGGAUCAUAUUUACCUUCUGUGGGAACCACCGAGCGAACGCAGAAGAAACCCUGGAGAAAAUGCCUUUUCUUGUAGAUGCAAUUUCAGGAAAUGCUAUCGCUUUUUGGUUCCAGAUUUACGUUGCAAUUUCUUGUUUGCAUUGUGCUCGUUCUUGUGGCAAGCGAUCUUCCAAGUAUCGAAGGUAUGGAAAGGAGACGAGCAAAAAAACGAAGACAUGGAUUGCCCAAGGAUGCCCUAACUUGAAGCAAUUGGAUUUACUCAUGGAUGCAGAGCUUGCUGUAUUGGCCAACGACCCGGCGAAAGCUUGUCGGGUCUAUAGAAGGUCUGUAGAGGUCGGCAAGAAGGUGCAUCGACCAAACGAUGCUGGAUUGGCAUCGGAGAGGCUCGGGGAAUUUUUGCUAAGCAUCAACGACAAGGAUGGCGCAAAGGCAGCUUUGCUUGAAGCGAUGGACCUCUAUUCUCUGUGGGAAUCGGACUACAAGGUGGAGUCAAUUCGUUCGAAGCACGAGGAGUUGCUCCGACCAGUGAGUGUGCUUCGACAGGACUGA